Notolabrus celidotus (New Zealand spotty) is the source of this 1151-nucleotide messenger RNA. RefSeq names its product putative C-type lectin domain family 20 member A. The transcript has 5 exons. The record is from RefSeq and is a predicted model, not a curated record. Bases 46 to 1143 code for a protein of 365 amino acids. NCBI's taxonomy places the organism in Eukaryota, Metazoa, Chordata, Actinopteri, Labriformes, Labridae.
ACAGACAGGCUUACUUUGAUUUCAGUUUUGUCAAACAGAGCAAAGAUGGUGAGGUGUUUGAUUCUGCUCGCUAUGAUGGGUCAGUUCUCCUUCUUCUCAUGUCAUCUCUACGAGUAUCACCUUAUCAAAGAAGAGAAUACCUGGGAUGAAGCUCAGAACUACUGCAGAGACAAAUACACAGACCUGGCCACAGUGUGUGACGUGACAGACACGAGGAGACUCGGUGACUUAGUGACUACGCCAGCCUGGAUCGGGCUUCACAGCAUCCUAGGAAAAGACAACCGGAUGUGGCACUGGUCUCUGACGGAGAUGCCAGGGGUGGAGUUUGAUGAUAUCAAGAGUUAUUUUGGAGGCGGAGAGACAAAUCCUUUGGGAAAUAUUGAGAACUGUGUGGAAAUUAUUAGAAACACACUGAACGAUAUCCAGUGUAGUAAGACACAUGAAUUUAUUUGCUUCGACGAAAGAGAGGAACCCAGUGAAAGAUUACAAGUGAUCAACUUGACAAUGAAGUGGACACAGGCUCAAAAGUACUGCAGAGAACACCACACUGACCUGCUCAGCGGACUCGAUCAGUUUAAAGAAAUCGUAAAUAAAUCAUUUAGUCAUGAAAGCAUGUGGAUCGGCCUGUUCAGAGACACCUGGAGCUGGUCAAAUGGGAGCAAGUCCUCUUUCAGAAACUGGGGUCAGGGGUUGUUUAAGGAUGGACACGACAAAAAGGAAUGUGCGACUGUGUUGAACAGGCUUGGUGAAUGGGGCUCUGAUGAUUGCAAUGAGAGAAAACCCUUCUUCUGCUACGAUGAUAAAGUGGUCUUAGUUACACGAAAGAUGACCUGGGAGAAGGCCUUAAACUACUGCAGAAAGCACCACCAUGACCUGGUCUCCAUCACUAACCCCCAACAGCAGAAAUGGGUCCAAGCCAGGGCCAAGAGUGCCUCAACCGACUAUGUCUGGCUUGGACUGCGUUACACCUGCACCAUGGAUCUGUGGUUCUGGGUCAACGAUUAUCUGGUCUGCUACGACAACUGGAAAACCCCAGAUGACGGGAAAGACCUAUGUGACUAUGCUGCAGCCAUGGAGAAAAAUGGAGACCAUAAGUGGGUCAAAAAGGUUGAUACAGAUGAAUUUAAUUUCUUUUGCAUCUAAAUGAAAGU